AUGGGGUCGACGUUUCAUAUGAAGCCGGCUCACCAAGCGGAUCUCAAUGGUAAGGGGAUCUUAUACGAGGAUGAUGAUGAGCCGGUGAAGCUGAUUGAUCGGGAUGAUUCGUUCGUCAUUAAGGAGUUCGGUUUGACCUUGAUCGAGAAGAUUAUAAACCCGAAGAAACAAAACGUGGAGAAGCUACUCCAGACGAUGCCUUCUCAAUGGGGCUUGGCUGAGAGAAUCAUGGCCAAUGAUCUAGGGAAUGGAAAGUUCCUUUUCAAUUUCACAAAUGAGGAGGAUUUGAAUUACGUUAUGGCGAAGGGGCCCUUUCAUUUCAACUUCUGUAUGUUCGUAUUGACUGACGCAAACCUAAGAAACAUAGGAGGUCAAAUCGGGCACAUUGACACUAUGGAGCUCACGGAGGGACGUAUGCUUAUAUAUGUUGACUCAAGACGUCCUCUGAAGUUCUCUCGGAAGGUAGAAUACGAAGGUGAUGAGGUUACGAUCGAGAUAAAGUAUGAUCUGCUCUUCAAGCAUUGUACUACCUGUGGAAUGUUGUCUCAUGAGAAAGGAUACUGCCCCUCCAUCGGUGCUAGACAGCCCACUCUGGAACGAGCUGAUGUGUUCACACGUAUGCAGUUACCGGUGCGACACAACGGCCGUGACAAUCAGAAUAAUGAUUGUAGACAUCACCAGCCUUUGCUGGAGAUAAGAGAGCCCCACUCACGCACCUAUGCUGAGUAUAUGCCACGGCGUGAUUUGCGUAUCAAUCUCCGAGAGGGGAACGAUCGUCAGUCUCGAUCAUGGGAUGAUAAUCGCCGCUUGGGGUCAUAG
Messenger RNA from Brassica napus (rape), 819 nucleotides. RefSeq lists its product as uncharacterized. Bases 1 to 819 code for a protein of 272 amino acids. The record is from RefSeq and is a predicted model, not a curated record. NCBI's taxonomy places the organism in Eukaryota, Viridiplantae, Streptophyta, Magnoliopsida, Brassicales, Brassicaceae. The transcript has 2 exons.